AUGGCGACCUCAAUGGCGGCUUCCAAACGGCCGUUUCUCACACUGCCAUUCCUUCUUCCUUCGUGGUCAGAUUCCAUUACGCUGGGAUCCCGGCGUUACCAAUCUUCAUACCGGCGAACAAAACAGCGCCUGCGUGUCAAGCCGGAUGCUUCCUUCGGCUCCUCGAACCAGGGCCACGACCAGAUCAUCUACAAUCCGCCCUCUAGUGCCCCCUCAGUUUAUCACACUCCGAGCAAAUUCCUGCCGAGCAACGAUGUCCGGAGGUCGAUGCGCACUGAAGAUACGGCGACUGUAAAUGCGACUUCUGAAAUCAACGAGCUCCCCAAUGUCUACCGCAGCGACCCUGAGAGAAAAUACCACCUGACCCCCGCUGAUGUCGAGGAAAUCCGCAAACUACGACUGAGCGACCCAAUGACCUGGAGCCGACAUAAGUUGGCUAAGCGGUUCGAAUGCUCGCCCCUUUUCAUUGCGUUGGUCUGCGAGGCUAGCCCGGAGAAGAAGCAGAUCCAAAGGCAGGUGCUGGAAGCCGUGCAAUCACAAUGGGGACCCAAGCGACGGAUGGCCAGGGAGGACCGGAAGUUACGCCGGGAGGCUUGGGGCCGUGAUGAAUGA
Penicillium canariense is the source of this 612-nucleotide messenger RNA. Its product is annotated as mitochondrial 54S ribosomal protein mL58. The record is from RefSeq and is a predicted model, not a curated record. Gene Ontology annotation, molecular function: structural constituent of ribosome. Lineage: Eukaryota; Fungi; Ascomycota; Eurotiomycetes; Eurotiales; Aspergillaceae. Gene Ontology annotation, cellular component: mitochondrial large ribosomal subunit. The coding region runs from base 1 to 612 and encodes 203 amino acids. The transcript has a single exon.